Molecule: messenger RNA, 498 nt
Organism: Meleagris gallopavo (turkey)
Lineage: Eukaryota; Metazoa; Chordata; Aves; Galliformes; Phasianidae
Source: RefSeq, a predicted model, not a curated record
UGGCUCUACCGGUGCCAUACUGGUGUCCCCGUGGGGCUGACAGCUCCUCCCCCCCCAGGGCUGUCCCCCACCUUGGCCAUCCACGUGUACACAGCGCGGGAGGUGUACGGCACCGUGGGCUCCCACGUCACCCUCUCGUGCAGCUUCUGGUCCAGCGAAUGGAUCUCAGAGGACAUCUCCAUCACCUGGCACUUCCAGGCUGAGGGCAGCCGUGACAGCAUCUCCAUAUUCCACUACGCCAAAGGCCAACCCUACAUCGAUGACGUGGGUUCCUUCAAGGAACGCAUGGAGUGGGUGGGAAACCCCCGGCGCAAGGAUGGAUCCAUCGUCAUCCACAACCUGGACUACACCGACAACGGGACCUUCACCUGCGAUGUCAAAAACCCCCCUGACAUCGUGGGGAAAUCCUCCCAGGUCACCCUUUAUGUCUUAGAGAAAGGUACGGCCAUCCACGUCCCCAUUCCCACCCCCAUAUUGCUGCCCCACCCCGAUAUCAUU